AUGGCAGCGAUAUUAAAGAAACGAAUUGACACCAUCAUGUCUCAUUACCAUAGCAUUUCAAGAUUAAGGGAGGUCUUCAACGAUAUUGAAUUCGUAGUGUACACAGCCCGGUACAGAAUGCUGAGUGAUCAGACAGAGAAGAGGAUUUGCCAUCCUAACGCAGGUGUACUAUCAAAAGAAGAACUCGAAUCACGCAAACGUGACCGUGAUGGAAAGAAAAGGAUGUUCAUGUAUGUUCGUAGUGCAGAAACGGAUACGCAUUUUGAUGAACUCAAACGAGAUGUUCAAGAAAAACCUCAGACACUGUUUGUCAUCGUAGCAGACGAAUGCCAUUGGGGAAUAACACGAGACAAAGAGAGAAAAUCCUCUGCCCAUAAUCUUUUCAUUAAUGAAUGGUGCAAAAAGGACCCUCCAAGAAAUGUGAUUGUUGUACAAAUCUCGGCUACACCUUUUAACCUCCUGACGAAGAACUCUCGCCUUCCCAUGGUUUCCUGCGUCCUUAUGAGAGACAGUGACGUUACAACUCCGAAUGAACACACAGCAGGCGAUCUUGUGGUGCAGACGCAAGACUCUAGCCCUAAAGAGCAUGUGCGAAACACCUCAAAGGAAGUAGAACUUCAUGUUAUCCAUUGGUCCGAGGUCGAACUUAAAAACUUUGAAAGUGGAAUGCGAAUGAAGCUCAAGUCAGCUUUGAUCACUGAAAACUCCCCGUACCAGUACCUUCAAGUGUCCACAAACGGAAAACUAAGUGUAACACCUGAGCGAGAUGAUGCGACAGUAUUCAUCAUCCAAGGCAGUCACGGCAUUGUUACUCUCAAAGCAGAACAAACACCUUCGAAGACCCUGACCGUCAUCAAAGAUGUCCACGGAGAUUUAGAAGCCAAGCAUGAUCCUCCAGAGCCAACAGAAUUUGAAGUGAAGCUAGAUUUUGGAGUAGGAGUGGUUGCAUUUUGUUCCUGCGACGGAAAAGGUCACUACAUUUCUGUUUCUGUUACUGUUUGUGAGGAAUACUCUGUCAGUUUGCAAGGGGCCAAAAUUGAACGAAAAUGUGGUGUUUCCAUUUUGAGACCAUUACACAAAGCAUCUAAAGUUGUUUCGUUUCAGUUCUACAUAGAUCAAUCGGGACCAAUGGAAAUCAACACGGUUGGGAAGCAGUAUAUGAGCUUAAACUACUACCUCAGCACCCUAAACAGUCCCAUCAAGAAAGAUCAGAAAAUUCGGGAUGAUGAGACCUUUCAAAAAAUUGUGGACAAGGCUAAGAGAGGGAGGAAAAAGGCACAGUCAGAUUCGACUUCCUUUCCAAUCGAUGCCUUGCUUUGUGCUGAUUACUGCUACCAUAUUAUCCUUUCGAGUGUUUUCGAUAGUGAUGACAAGAUACGUAAGGCACUGACCCAAAGAUUCAAAGAAUCACCCGCAUCUGAAUUCCACAGUCGCCUCAAAUCAUUCAAGGGGAACCUUUAUUCAACAGACUUGGAAAGGUACAUUGACCCAGAGGCUUUCGAGCUAAUCCAAAAAGAUAUCUGUCAUAGAGUGAAACAAACCUUUCAAGAAAAUCUGAAACAAGUAGCCAAGUUGCAGAAACAGAUGUCACCUGACUGUGUUAAAUUACAGACAGCUGUGGAAGAACUAGCUACAUCAUUUGUUGAAUGCAUGAUGCAUCUUCCUCCCCAAGAGCUGGAAAAACUCGAACACGUUGGUGACAUUAAACAAACACUGCAAGAGUUUAAAAUGGUCGCAAAAUGGCACGAUCUCGUUCAAGCACAUGAAACACAUUACUUAGUGGAAGAUUUGAUUCAGAGCGGGAAAGGUGAUAAGGGCAAAAUGAAAAUUGUACGAGCCAAGACAAUGAGAACUGCUGAUCAAUUUUACUACACGGUACAACUAGCGAGGAAAAUGUCACAUCUUGAAGAAUGCUUCGAAGUCAUUAGAGACUAUGGAGGAAUUCAGAUAGAGAACCAACUAAUGAAGUCGUCAAGUCCCUUUUUCAAAAAACUUCAACCAAAAACUUGUACCAAAAAGUUUGAUUGUAAUUGCAGUGAGCUGAAACUACAACUCAGACAGAAAUCGUGUGCCAAUUGUCAGCACGUACACAAAUCGAUAACGCAGUAUGAGGACCUGGAAAACCUGGCAUGCAUACUCAUUUUGGUCGAUAAAGGUCGCAUGGGUGACACAUUUCCUCAAAGCUUUAACUGUCUCGACUUGCGACUUAACUACGACAGCAGUCAAGAGUUUAAGGAGGGCUCAGCAAUGUAUCUGUCAAGUCUUAUUCAAGAGCUGGGAAGAAUGUGUCGUUAUGCGAAAGUUCCAACAAGUACGUUUCCUUAUGCAUUGGUUGGGCGACAGCUAUUCAAGAAACUCCAAAUGUCAUUGGAGACGUCUCCGUCAAUGAGUGCAACUAUCCGUAGUAAAGCAGACCGGUAUAUGACAACGACGCGCAAGGAAAAAGGGGCACAUUCCUCGUCACUGCGAUGGCUAGACUAUGAAGCUCAUAAGGACAGCUACGAUUAUGAAAACGAACAAACGCACUGCAACAGAAUCCUUCUACAAGCCGAACCUCAGAUUGGCAAGACUGGAACGUACUUGUGCCUGAUAAGAGAUUUACGACUGGAUAUUUUAGGGAAGGAAAGAGUUUUGCUCACUUCACCCGCUGCAUUUGACGAAGGUUCCUUCUACCAGUGGAAGGAGAGAGAUGUUCCUGACGAGUCGGUUGUCAGAGAGAUGGACGAAUGGAAAGACUGGCAACUUCCCUUUUGGAAAACGAUCGAGACUUCUCCAAGCUUGCACGAAAAACCAGUUGGGGCGGGAAAGUAUUCAAUAGGAGGUUGCUUUUACACUCAUGACAUGGAGGAAAUUCCAUAUAUUCUUCUGAAGGGAGAAAAGCAGAAGUUAGUUAAGACUGGUCAUCAACGCCUCAAGACUGACGAUUGUUCAAAUGGCCUUCGUGCCUGGCACUGGUACCAUUUCGAAAAAUGUGCUGAGUGUGGAAGACGUCUUCAAGGUAGAGAAUCUAUCCAAGAAAAUGUGGAGAUAGACAUUGAUGGUAUCCCAGUCACUGUUAGAUGCUCCUUGCCAAGCAAUUGUCCAUCAUUCGCUCAGCUGAAAGAAGGAUCAGAGAGAAGUAAAUCCUUACAGAAUGAUCACACCCUGCCAUACUGGAUAUUUCAUCCUUCACACAGAAGCGAUCCAAAAAAAUGCAUUCUAAAUUACCACCACGUAAUGAAAGACGACGAAUUUGUUGCCAAUUAUUUCCAAGUUGUCGUUGUUCGAGGGGAAAAGUUCGAGGCUUACAGGGAAACUUGGGGAAAAGUGCUCGUCAUUCUACAACUGCCAGAGAAACUUCCAAACUGCGGCCUUGGACCGGAUGAAGGAGGAAUUGGUUAUGCCAGACUGUUCAUUCAAAAGUUCGCAUUUUUUUUAGAGCUUGAAUACGUCUUCAUGAUUGAUGACAAUACGGCCAUGAUGUCUGAGGCAGAAUUUGCAACUGAUCAUAUAUCUGGAAAAGAAAGAAAAGUCCUCAGAGAUGACAAUGGGGUGAUGCAAAUGAGACGCUGUACUUUCCUAAAGCCUUUGAAAAGUCUUCAAAGAAUAAUGCAGGGAAAGGACACUCCACCAAUGGCUGACGGGGAAUACGAGUCUCAUCCUUUAAGACAUAGUUUUGAAGCGGAAGGUUUUCCACUGUAUACCUACACUGGUCCUGCGAAAUUGUUCGGCGAUAAGCAACAUGGGAGCUAUGGUAUUCUUGGUCUGAUGAGAAGUUUCCCAAAAGCGGUGAGUCCCUUUAUAAAGACCCAAGUGUACGCUGUAGUCUUGCUGAAUGUCAAAAGUACUGUGGAAAAAGGCAUCUUUUACCGUCCAUGGCCAUGCUGGGAAGAUCUGCGCUUCAACGAUGAUUGUGACAAAGCAGGUCUAUGGGUUGUUAAAUGCAACCGUUACUCCUUCUUCAAAGUUCAGUACAAAGACUGGAUUGAAAACUUAGUCCUCCCCCAAAUCUUCCCUUGGGAUGAAAAUUGUACGAUCGUGGAGGGACCACUUCAAAGCGAGUUACCUGAAGACCUGGAAGAGAAAAUUAUCCUGGAGCACCUUAGCCGCUUUGUGAACACGUGUGGUCCUGACAAGUGUUUCAAAGGAAGCAUCGGAUGUGAUCGACUGGAUCAAAGAGAGGAAUCUCCCCUUCGCAUUGUUGAAAUACUCGAUGCAGACAUAGUUACAAAAGAAGACUUCGCUCGAGGAGUUUCGUUCCUGGUUCUCUCCUACAGUGCAGAAAAUCGGAGGAGAGAGACCCUAUAUCUCCUUGACUUAUAUUUCUGUAAAACUAAGGAGAAAAUUGUCUUCGUUGCCACUGCCGAGGAAGCAAAGAAGCGGUGGCCUCAGUUGACUAAACACAGCUUAUCAACCGAGAACGGUAUUUGUCACAACGCCGAGAUGAGUGACAGAAAUGCGCAAUUUGCUAUUUUUUCAGCGGCGGACCCAAGAAGGCACCGUCUGCGUUGGAUUUUGAUUGAGGCAUCCUUCUUGCAAGGCAAUGAGGAACUCGAAAGGGAUGCUAGUACAGGUAACGAAAAUGCCUUCCCAAGUGAUCUCGUGGACACGAGAGAUGUGUCAGCAAUUAAGGAACGAAUCCCAAGUAGCAUGGAAAAUAGAAAUAUUUCGAAGAAAGAUGGAAAGAGAUCCCUUCAAGAGCCCCUCGCUAACAUCUGCGAAAUCAAGAGGCAGAAGAUAGAGGAUGACAACUUAUGUCCUGGUGAGACAGAUAACGAUGAUAAUGACGAUUCGAUGUCUAAUGAGGAUGAUGAUGAUGAUGAUGAUGAUAUGAUAUAUUUAGGAACUUCAUCUAAUCAGCAAACAUCACAAUAUGACCGAAGGGUUUCUCAUCAUUCUACCGACUUUGGAGAAAGCAGCUCAAGCAGAAGACGUUAUUUGGAUUCGGUGCACAAUGACCAAGAUUUCUCUCAAGAUGAAAUGUAUCCCUCUGAUUUAGGCGAGACUGGAGAUGAUAGAAUCCAAAACGAUACUGAUACCAUCCUCCUCAAUGAAAGCUGCCCAUCUCAAGACACGACCCAAGAAGACAAAAGUGAUUAUUCUAAGUAUCUCGAAGGGACAAGUGAUGUCACUAAAGCUAUCGUCGAUCUUUGGAUGAAAUACAAGAAAAUUUCGGGAUCGAGCCUUGAUGUCAUGGAAGAUAUAGCGAAAAGGCUUGCUGAAUUCACUUCUAAUCAGUUAAACGAAAGGGACAAGAGAGGUUACACUCCACUCUUAAAAGCGUGUUCGUUACCUUCUAUGAGCCCCAUUGUGAUGAAGUAUCUUAUAGGUACAAAGAUAGAUGUCACCUUUCAGCUACCAGCUGACUUUGACAGACACCACCCAGCAGGGGAGGGGCUGAUUCCAGGGAUGUCCGCCUUGUCAGUAGCAAUUAAAUGCAGAAAUGUUAGCCUGGUUCAAACUUUCAAGAAACAAGAAAAAGAAAAAUUGAUAAAAAUUGUUGACGAGGAUGGAAAUACCGCUCUGCAUCAUAGUAUUCUUUCUUGUUCUAAAUCUGCCUUUUAGGGCACUUUUUCCUUUAUUUGAGCCAAAGGAUGGGAGAGAAAUGCUCAACAUAGAGGGAAAGAGCCCUUUAGAAAUUGCUCUAGAGAUGGAAUCGAGUGGAAUGUCUAAAGGAAAGCAAGAAGAUAACAUCCGAUUCAUGAUUAAAGAAAUGAACAUGAGUAAAAAAUAGAGGAAUUCCCGUCAGAAGAUCGAAAAAUAUCUCAGGUACACAUCUUUUAUUACCUUUUACUCUUGCAGUGUAAGUCAGCCAGAUCAUUGUUUGUGAUAACUUUGGUCCAGAGUAGUUUUAACGUAACUGAAUUGUUGAGAAUUAUGGCCGAGCUAAGUUCUGAGAAAGUGAGAUGCAUAAUAAUCAAGACAAAUGACUGUAAGCGAAGUCCAAUUAAGCUGCCCACACCAUUACAUACAUAGGUCUGAGCCUUGCCAACCUGUGAGAUGUUGAAAUCUAGCUCAGAGCUAGAUAAAUACACUUUUGGUUGAUUGCAAACUGAUCUAGUUUGAAGAAAUUUUCCUCUUAAGUUCGUUUUGGAAAUUUCAAUGUAAUUAAUGUUCAUGUCGGAGUCUUCAACGUAGUUAACGUGGAUGAAAAAAAAGACGUCAUCUUUCCAGUUUCAUCCUGGUUACUUGGCUGACCUGUGAGAUGACGUCUUGGAUACUGAGCCUGCUUUACUAAAAGGGCUCAUAAAGCGUGAAGAAGUUGGUCCCUUCAACGCAAUACGACAAUCCCUCAACUAUAAUCCUUACUGAAAUUGCAAUUCAUCCCAUAUAUAUCUAAAGGGAUUGCAUUUUUUAAACAGCUAUGGGACGUAUAAGAUAUGUUUGAUUUUACUUAAAAGGUGAGGAAUUAGACUGGAAGGGUAAUCUCGUAGAUAGAUCUUUACCAGCUUUUUUAAUACAUAUUUGCUGUUGUCGUUGCGAGUGAAAAUUCCCAGGAGGUUGUUGAACAGCUCUGCAAAAAUCAUUUCAUUCCAUCAGAAAUAUCAACCUAUUUAUGAAAAAUAUUCAAGGUAAAUAGAUGGUUAAGUUGAAUUUAUUAAAAAGGAGAUUUUAAAAGCUCCUUUUCGACUUUUUUUUCCUUUCACAGUCCGAGAUCAAAAAAUGCAUCAACUGCUGAUGGACCUCGUUAGAAAUCUUGUAAGUAAACGGAGAAGUGAUAUGAGCCCUCAGUGUUCUGUGUCUGCCAUCAUUAAGUAAACAAGUAAAGCGACAUACAGUUAUUAAGAUGUCACAUGCACCCUCAGUGUUGUGUCCACAUGCACCUGGCUAACAAAGUAAGAUACGAUUCUACAGAGAUGUGUAGUAUAUAGUGCUUAUUUACAUCCGCCAUUGACAGUCGACAUAAUAAUUUGUCGUGGUUUUCCUCCUGCAAAGUCCUACAUUAUUACGCGUAUUUCUCACAACCAAUCAGCAAAGAUCCGCAUCAAGAGACAAAACAAGGACAGAGGAAUCGUAAGUGAAAACACAUUCUGGAACCAGAUUUGAUUUGCGAAGAGAGACAUUGUUUCGUCUUUGUAAUAGACAACCACUGGACAUUUUUUAACGUAGAUGAAUUCAUGUUACAAUUGUGUAAGUAAUACGGAUAGAAGACAGUCUUCGUCUAGCCAUAGAAACAUAUUUAUCUAUGAGAAACGAUAGGGCUGAGACGAACAUGCGACUUAGUGCAAGUCAUAUUUAGCAUAGAAGCGAUAUUGAAAUAUUGAUAUUUAAGUAAGGUUUCACUACGAGGGUUUUUAAUAUCUUUUAGUGAUAAAAAGACGCCUCCUUCAAGUAGCGUAGUGAAAACAAAAACUUUAAGAAAAUGACGUGUUUUUUGUCGGUACAAAGAUACAAGUUAAAGUUAGGGUUGCCUUCAGCAUUUGCCUCGAAACUAAAAACGCGCCUUCAAAAGAUUUUUUUAAAACCUGAUUAGGUGAUGUACUGCAAGAAAAAUAAGAACCGAAAAAGCAGACUAUUUAAACGAAAAACUAGAAGGAACUGAUAGUACAACUAAUCGUUUGUGGUAAGUUAGUUUAAAAAUAGGUGAUUUUAUCGUAAGACUGUUUCAACCAUCGGAAUGAGAGUUUUCGGGUUUUCACAUAAUUAUGAUUUUUACGAUGGAAGCAUACCAAGCUGUAAAAAUCUCAUGUACCUCUGUUUGAACUACGCCGUAUGGGAAUCUUACGAUCCUUAGAGUAGCAAGAAAAUAAGCAAAAAUUUAGAAACCCUAGGCUAUAUACAGCUAUAAGUUUAGUCAUCUCAUAUAUAUAUAUGGUAUUUGCCGGCUGGGAGGUCCGUAUGGUGAAAAACUGUGACCGAGGUCACAGUUUUUCACCACUCUUGCUUCGAAAUUCGAAAGGUAACAGUUAGUUUUAGCUAAUUAAAGCACACGUAGAUCUAUAAUAGUGCACACUGUUGGCUUGUUAUUACACUUUCUUACCAGAUUAGCUCGCCAUAGAUGCGUAUUUGUUAAGGGUUCUGAGCGUUUGCAGGCGGUAAUAAGUGCUCUUCCGGUUACCGUCUGAUAAGGAGAACCCUGAGUGUUACCGUCUGAGUAAAAGAACCUUUUUUCAAUACCAAGAAGUUACGUUAUCAUUACUCAUGAGUCCAAAACAGCACUGAUUUUUCCACUCUGAUACCAAGAAAGAACCUUACGUUAUCAUUAUUACAAAUUUGAUAAAACUCUCUUUUUUCGAAAAUGUCUUAUAGACUGUUUUCAACUGAUGGUUAAAAGCUUUUCAUGUCUUAUUUUCAAAAGCAUUUUUCAAAACAUAAAAGCUGUCAGAAGUUGUCAUUAAAGUGAAAAAAAUGAUUGACGUUCGAGUCUGGUAUACAAUGUUUUUAACGGGGCGUUUUAUUGUAGAUCUUUACAUUUUCACUUCCAUGGUGGGCAGUCAUAGAGAUUUAUUGGAACAAAAGAAAGUGUUAACAUUGAGUCCUGAGGACUGUUUAUGGUGGUGAUGACUACCAUUUCAACAGCCUUAGAGGAAGUCAUUAUAAGAGUUGCACCAUCUUCAAUGAUGACUUCCUCUAAGGUUGUGGAAAUAUCAGUCACCCCUGCAAACAACAGUCUUUCCCAGGGCUACUCUCGACUGGACAAUCAGAUUAAAUGAUCACCUGUUACUCCAAAUUAAAAUCAUAAACUUUACUGGUAACCAUGGAAUUUAGCAGUGGCAGAUCCAUGAAGUGGCUCAUCAUCCAACGUUUUAAAGUCAAACUGGAAUUUGGAGCAUUCCCAGUUUUUGUUGAGGAAGGAAAUCUGGAGAACUUUAAGGCAAAACUCUCGCACAGGGCACAGCUGAGCACUCUUAACUCUCACAAAAAUGCAUCCCAAAGAGUGAAAGGAGCUGUCAUAAUAUUUUUCGAGUCAUUUUCUUGUGCCCAUUACAAAUUUACCCUGAUGUUGAAGGUGGUGAAGAACAUACUAGCAAGCCCAUUUAGGGUCACAUCUUGACCAUAAUUGAUCCUAAUGACAACUGUCACUAACUCAUCUAUUAACAAUUGAUUAAGACCAAUAUUCUCCAAAGUUUGUCGUGUUGUUUGCUGUGUGUACUCAUAGAACUUCUCUCCACCUAGAGCUCGCAACAUUUCUGGCACAGUAUUGAAUGCCUGUUCCUUUUCUUGCAGAUCAUAAAUAUUUGUAAAAGUUUGUUGACAUUUUUGUGAUAAAAUUGUUCACGGUAAGCAAGUCAAACAAGACAUGCCGCCAAAAUAGCUUUAUGAAAUUCACAAUUUUCCAUCUGCAAUCAUAUAAAAAACAAAUCAUAAAGUCCUUCCCUAUUAUAAAUUCCAAGAAGACUGUUAGGGUCGCUGCUUUUUAGUUUUUAAACCCUACUUACGGAGAAAAAAAUACGAAAAUUGAUAAAUAUGUCACAUGUUCCAAGCCGUGAUUGUUUUGGUCAUCUUGGAAAGGAGAAAAAAUUGUCUCCAAUAAAUUUGAAGUGGUUUCCAAUUGGUGUUGCAAGAAAUAGCAUUUUUAUCUUGUGGUGUUUAAAGUCUUAAAUGAACAUGGAGUAAACAUUUACAUCAAAUAUAAUACAUGCAUCAAAGAAUAAUACAUGGGCACACAGAGAUAUGGGAUUUCUCUAUGAGUGUUCAACUUGAUAUGUCACCCAGUCACAAGCACCCAUGGCCAUGUAUUAUUUUUUUAUUCCUGGAUAAACGCCACCUUGGCCUUUACUGACAGAGAAAGUCAGCUCAAUUUAAGAAAAAACGAAACAACAAUCUGUGAAAAAAGUAAGUUAAAUUCAGUUAUGAUAAGGGCUCUAAAUGUUUAAUAAAUUCACUCCUCGCAUUAUUGUCGUUUAUAAAUUACUAAGGUUGAAGUGGUUGCAAAGAAUAUAAAAGUAUUAAAAGAGGUAGACCUUCUGAAAAAUUUUCGUAACUCUUUCUAUCACUUUUUUUCCACUUUUUGUAUCAUUUUUUUUCAAUGCAUUUCAUUAAUUUUAUGUCAUUACCAGUUUCCUGGGAUGGGGGGGGAGGAAGGGGGGAGAGGGGAAGAAAGGGUGGGAGAGGUACAAGAAUGAGGUUAGCAGGAGGUCAUUGUUUUGUUCUUACUAGCCUUGUUUCUUGUAGCCAACCAGCUAUAUCUGGAAGUUUUUCAUUAAUUAAUUUUUCUUUUUAUUUCGUUUAUUUUCUUCUUAGUAAAGAUCAAGGAGAAAUAUAUUAAAACCUGACAAAUUAUCUUUUAAGCUUAAGCUUCUGAUCUAACAAAAGAGGUAAGCGUUUCUUGUUGCUCUGUAAAAUCGAAACGGUCUAAUAAAUGGAGGUCAGAGAACCUUAAAAGACCUAAAUAUGUCACUAUUACAUAUCAUAAUUUACCUUAAGCACCAACAAUCACAAAAUAAUGUUUUUAAGCAGAAAUGAAAUUGUGACACGAACUAAGACACUCGACGAAAUCUACCAUGUAUUUGUUACUCUUGUGUAUUAUCUCGUAGAGAAUCUCUUUCAUUUUUAAACUUCAAGUAACAAUUUUCCUUUUCCUCUCCCCCUCUCGUAUUCUUUUUGGACGGUGCGCGUAUUUCACAAAUUAGCCAAUCACGUCAGAGAACUCUAAACUUGCCACUGGAAAACUGACGUGGACAUUUUUCGCCUACUUUUAGUUUGUUUUCGCGGAGUGAUAGUCGGUUUUUUUUUAUAUAUAGUCUUGAGAAACUUUGUUUGGAAUUUUCGCGCAAGGCGUUUUUACUUCAGUUCUUUCCGCUGGUUCAUCCCAACAAGUUUAAUACAUAUCUCCAGCGUGGAGUUUGGACUUUGAAAAGAACCAUUUUUUUUCAAAUUAAAGUUUGAAAUAUGGUGCAACGACGAAUGAAUUAAGAGUUCAUGGGAAAGUUUUCAAAGGUGUCUGGGGAACUUUUGGUCGAGAUGAAAUGAAAAAAUCGAAAGGUCGUCGAGGAGGAUGUUAUCGAUAGGUCGAAAUCACUAUGGAGAAGGAAAAAGCCCAACUCGAUGGAAUUUAAGCAGUUUAUUCCGGCGGAUUCAAUUGAAAACUUACCGGAUUGAAUAAAUUUAAAAAACUCAAUGUCCUUGGAGCCUGGACGACCAAAGGUUUUGGUUUUAAUGACAGAUAAAAGUAUUCGAUUAGAAACGCAAAACUUGACAAAAGUUCUUUAUUCAUCAAAUGAUAAAGGGAAAUUGAUGUUAACUGUCUUCAACGCAGUUGAACUGAAUUCUCUUGAGAAUAAACCUCAUCUCUGGUAGUUGAAGAAAGAAAGAAACUGAAAGUCUUGGAAUCGGAAAGGCAAAACUGCCCAAGAUUAAUGAUUAAUCCCAUUUCUCCAAUCCAUUCUGGGAUUCAUUUAGCAAAAAUAUAUGAUACUUUGCGUUUCUUAUAACCUAGGGGGCAAAAUCCUGAUUGGCUGAGACAGAGAAGAUUAUUUUCACCAAAUUAAUGUUCGGAUAUGUUUUUUCUAAUACUGCUGAAUUGUGUCUGAUUCACCCUCUGUUUAUUGAGAUGCAGUGGUUACAGCUGUUUUGACCUUCAUCCGUAAGGUCGUCUGAAACCACCUCGACCAACAAAAAAAACAAAAUUUGGGUUAAUUUUAACCUUGUAACUUUUUCUUUGCAUCAAAUUUUGUUGUAUUUCAACAAUGUGUGUAGAGUUGUAAGAGACAGUUAACACAUCCAGUCAUUCACAAAAUUCUUACUACAGAUUUAAAUUCACUUAUUAAUCUCACGUUUUCUCGCACUUUAGGCCGUUUGAUUAGUUUCACGUCGAGUUCUGAUUGGCUCUUAAACUUAUUUCCCCUUCUCCUGAUUGCCCAUUGUAACAACGACACUCAUGGAGUAAUAACUAAAUUGUCCAGUUGAACUAAUCUGCCAACCUUCACAUUAGCUAUGUAAAACAAGUGAAAUGCGCUUGUUUUUCUAGCAAGCACGUUUCUUGAGUUCACAAAAAUUUUUGUAAGUUCUCCAAUACGAUCCACAAAGUUCACGGAAUAACUAUGUUAUUUGAACCAAAAAUAUAAAUCAGAUGUUGUGUUUUCUUUGUAUUAACUAUCACCCAGGGACAUGAAGUCGAAGGGAAUGAGUAAAUUUAGUAAUUCUUGUGAUGGAUGAGCUGUGAGUUAUUGCGUGCAGAGUUGGACGUCUUGGUAAGAAAACUGAUAUCCUUGAUCUGUUUUGACAUUAUUUAAUCAAAAUGAUAUCGGAAUGUUUUAAUAGUAAUCACUAUUUCUGGCUCACCAAUUUAAGUAUUCCGAUGUCACUUACAUUGAAAAAUGUCAAAACAGAUCAAGAAUAUCAGUUUUCUUACCAUGGCGUCCAACUCUGCGCACAAAGGCACACACAAAAUCCAACUUCUCACUUACUCCUACAAUGUUCAAAUAGCCGUUGAAGUUAAACUCUUGUUGAAAAGUAAGAGCGAGUCUUACAAGAAAAGAAGCUCGACAAUCGGCAUUAAAUGCACGUCAUGAUACUACAUAAUACUAUAAACAAUCAGGCUAACCGACGGGUGCAAACUGUGGUAAACCGGGAGGCCAGCAAACCGUGAAGGAAUUCAGUCUCGUUGCGAUUUCAAUUCACGCUUUCAUGAACGACAACGAAUAAAUGCAAUAUCGGCAGGGAAAAAAGAGGACAAACUUACCGAAAAGUUAUGAAUUGGCUCUGCUUUACGGCAAAACUAAGUGAAGACUCUUCAACACAGCGACUACACCAUGUGAUGGUUUCGCGCCAAUUUUAACAUUCGAUGACGUUAUGCCCCCCAGUAGAUCGCUGUUCCAUGUGCGGUUUGUAUUUGAGGUGGUUUCGGCGAAAUAGCCCUUACGUCACAAGCAAGCAAGCUCGACGAUUCACGACAACAUCGAAAUAUUUCAUGUAAUGCUAAGCAAUUUAAUGUUCAGUUAGAGCGUCUGAUGUUCUGCACAGCUAUUCAACAUAACGCUACACCAUUUGUGUGUACGCUGUACCAUUCGACAUUACGCUGAGCCAUUUCACGCAACGCUACACUGUUUGUAUUUGCAUUGUGGUAAUCGACAUGGCGCCAAGCCAUUUCACGCAACGCUACACCUUACGUGUGUACACUGAACCAUUCGACAUUACGCUGAGCCAUUUGACGCAACGCAACACCGUUUGUGUACUGUGUUGCAAAUUAGUGCUAAGCUACUCGCAAUUAAAAUAGUCCAUUUCACAAUUUCAUGUUCCAGCUCGACAUGGGAAACUAGACCUUUUAUCAUUUGGCUAGACUAUUUAUGUUUAGGGUGUUCUGUUUCAUGAAGGAAACUAAACCGUCUCUAAUUUGGCCAUGCCAUUCCUUUAUUAGCUAUGCUAUCCUGCAGCUGAUCCUUAGACCAGCUUUGUAUUUGCUGAUCUGUUUGAUAUCCCUGUACUUUUGUGGUGAUAGCCGCCCAUACAAGAGGUUUCCAAGAAAAAUUCCUGACAUUCUUGUGAAAUUCUAGGAAUCAUAAACAACAGAAAGGCUCUUGGAUGUCACAAAGGUCAAGUCAAUUAUGAUAAUGACAUGGACGUAUUUGGCGCCUUGGACGUUAACGAUUGAAAUUCUAGCUUUUGAGUUUCUUCGCUUUUUCCAAGCGAGACGAAUUUGUUUUCUUCCACGACGAGGGAAAGUGAACUCAAGCUAAGAAAGUUGACAAGUACGAUCGUUUGUAGUCGAAAAUGUUCAUCUUAGGCAUAGCUGCUUGCGCUCUCUCGUGUGCUGUCUCGAUCACUAGAUUUUGCUGAAAUCUAGCAUUACCAAGACGUGCUGGGGAUCAGAAUUGAAAUUUUCCUGUACUACUCAUUUCUUCUUUAUUUGAGCACAAAACUGGUAAACUUGAUUGUACUUUACCUUUCAGUCAAGCCUGUAACCAAUCAAACAUCGCAACGGAUAUCUGAAACUGAUGGAAGCGAGGAAAGUACAUUUAUAGAUGCAAAGGCCAAUGUCGUAAGUCGGCUCUGGAAAGUCUUAAGGUAAAGGGCUUCGUUUUCUUUUUUUGUUGAAUAUGAAAUGUGUAGAGAUCGACACCUCAAGUGCAGUACCAUUAUAGAAUUCUAAGACAAAGGGUAAACAUGAGUCGCAGCUUAAAAAUGAUUUACAUGUAGACCGUACCGUGUACUCAUGGAUAAUUUUAUCGUGGUCAUACAUAUUGCAAUUUUGACUGUUUGUUAUUAAAAUUCCACCACAAAUAACGCUAUUUUAUGACUUUUUGAGCUAGGAAUUUUUUUUUUAUUUGCGCUCUAUCCACGAUAAAAACUUUUCAAUUUUUAGUGUCAUUUGUAAAAUGACACUACAAGGGCGCAAAUGAACAAUAUUCCCUCAAGUUCAUGUAGAUAUAUAAUAUUAUCAAUAAACAAGGCCAAAUGAUAUCAAGAAUGCGAGUUUUAAUAAUACAAGAAAAAGUGAAUGACGAAUUCAAAGUCACUUCAAAUCAUCAUGUAAGUGUUGAUUGAAGAAGCUAUUAAGAAUCAACUCAGUCCAGUGAACUUAUUAAUAAACUAAUUACUAAAGUCAAGUUUCAGCUUCGUUUGUCGCACCAUUUCUCGAAUUUUUGAUCCCCCCUCGAAGUGGCUUUUUUUUAUUUUUCCGCCUGACCUUUUGCUUCUAAUUUGUCCAAAUCUUGAGUUUAGCCCCAAAUUUGAGUUUUGAUUCUUUUUCUUUCUUUCUUUCUUCCCUAAUUUCUUCCAUUACUUUCAGUUUUCGCCUCGAAGACGAUUCGACGACUGAAAAACUGCAGUUCAAAACCGGAGUUUCGCAAAUGAAUGGUUUUCCCUGGUCGUCAACACUAGGCUUACUCUAAUUGGUUAAAAUCCAUCAGAUGAUGAAGCAAGAACCAAUCAGCUUUAGGGCUGAUAAUGCAUUAGCAGCCCGCUGUCAGUCUUUUGCGGCCCGCUGAGCGUGUGUUUUGAAGAGGCCGAUUUUCUAUUUGGCCGCGUAUAUUGAUAAUAAUAUAAGAUAGCAAUGCAGUCUAUCUAUUGCUCGUAGCAUAAAAUGAAGGUUUCAGGAACAAUCUCGCGAAAUGCAGUCCAAAUUGCAACAUGUUGGUUUUAUUUGGAUCUGUUUCGCACUCUAUUCGGUGGUCUAAUAUAAUCUGACUUUGUAAAAUAAUUUCUCAAUCGUAUUCAAGAUGGUAUUGCAAGUCUCCUGGCGAUACAACGUUUACGACUGGGCCUAGCGUAUUUCGAUUGCGUGAAAAACCAAAUUAGUUGUUUGACAACAGGAAAUGAUUUUUGUCAUUAUAUACAAUUAAAGAAAGGGAUAAUUUUUUGUGAGAGAGUAACACUGCGGGUGAUCGGAGAACGCCGCCUUUCCCGCAGUAUUUUGAUUUAUUGGAAAUAAACCUUUGAAAAUUCUAUUUUCUUUGAAAUUCUGACGUAGGAGAACCAAGUUCAUUUAAUUUGAAAAUUAGAAGAAGGAACUUGUUGGAAGCAACUAACCCGGCAAUAAAGAGCGUGGGUUUAGGUUAGCACUGAGGCAGAUUUUUUCCGGAUGCUUGACCGAGCAAUGGCAUUUACAUGUCAUUCUGACAAAUUACAUGGUGCAAUCAAACAUCGAACAUCAUUCAUUCUUGGACAUCGACAGGAGAUCAAUAAGGGUCUUAUAAGUGUCUCAAAAUUCAAUCAAAUGAUUGAAAGGUCAUGCAAUUUGAACAUCAGUUUUCCGAGAAACUGACAGAAUCUUGCGACAACUAAAUAUAGUGCAUAUUAUAUUACACCGGGUUUCACGAAUCGGGAAUAUCACGCGAUCAGGUUUUAAGCAUCAUUAUAGCGAGCGAAUAUCAAAAGGAAAUGUUAUUUACAUGAUAUUUGAUUUGUUUUGCAGCUGAUCCUUCCAUUUAAAUACAUCCUGAGCACACGAAGCCAGACACCUGGAAUCAGCAGAAAAUAGCUUCAGGUACUAAAUACAAAGCAAACUUAAUUCAUGAUCCAUCCAUUUUACCCUGUCUACAAUCAAUGCUGCCAUUUCAAAAAGCUUCAGGUGCUUAAAAACGCAAGUUAAAUUACUAGUUAAUCCAUGUUUUAUUAUGCAUCUUAGAUAGCUAUUUCGAAAUAGCCUGUAAAACGACCGAUUGGUCAGUAAAAAGUGUCGACUGCAUAUUGCCAACUGCAGACCGGAUACAAAAUACAGACAAAGAAUAAAAGACCUUUUCGUUUAAUAAUUUGAUUUAACCAAUUGAAAUUCAUUCACAAGGUUCCUAUCGUGCAUUGUUUUAAAUUUCCGGUUUUUUUUGACAAGUAAUUUCCGGGAAAUUGUUGAAAACUUUGUUGGUUGUUGGUUGUUAUGCUUACGUGGAUACGACACAAUAUCAUUUAGCCUCGUUUUCAACUCGCACUUCCACGCUAAAUACCUUGCUUCGUUAACCAAACACAAUGCGAGAUUUUAUUCAAUGAUUCGAUUCUACCAAAAAUGAUUGACAAGUGACGCGACGUGAACAUCCCGGCUUUUUCCCAGAAAUAUUGAUGAGCCCUUAUUUCGUUCUAGGAAAUCAACGGGAGAUUAAGCAUCUCAAACUCCAAAGCAGUUUGCAGAAAUAACUUACACUGCGCGAAUCUUCUGACAAGGCUAUAUAUAUCGUUGAUGUUUUGCAAUCAGGCAUGGGACAUCGUUACCGCGGGUGAACUUAGAAAGAAGCUUGAUUUCGUGAUGUUUGAUUUACUUUGCAGCUGAUCCUCCCGUCUAAAUACCUCUGAGCACAGAAACCAGUCACUUGGAAUCAGCAGAAAAUAGCUUCAGGUACUUACCGUAAAGCAAACUUGUUUAAAUGUUGAUCCAUAUUAUACUAUGCAUUUUGAUAGCUUCAGAAAUAUUGUUAUUUCGAAUCGAACUCUCAAACGAGCAAAUUACUACAGAUCUGACUGUGUGUAGACGGCAGACUGUAUCUCGAGUGCAAAGUUUUCUCGCAGGUUAUUUGAAAUAUUGCUUAGCAUAUGAAAUUUCGCAAAUGAGCUAAAUUGGAAAAAAAGUCAAAACUCUUCAUAAAGGGUCAAUAAAGUUUAAGGAAAUAUUUAAUCAUGUAGCAUUCGAUCCAGAAAUUUUCCGGUCCCCGUCGAUAAAACUUUUGGCAUAUUUUAAUAGAUGAAAGUUUGCACUUAACCAAGUUUGCAUUUAUUUAAGUUUUCGGAAGUCAGGCUUGCUUUUGUGCAGAAUCCUUGUAAGAAAUAGCUGGAGAAAAAAGUUUCUGUCACAAUCUGACACCUGUCAAUUAGAGAGCGCGUAAGAAAAGAAAAAGCGCAAGAACAUUUGAAAACAACGGAACUAGUUUGGCAAGGACUGUCACACAUGCCAAAGUUUUCUUCAAAAACAUUCAAUGAUCUAACGGAAAGUAUUAUUCACUCUCAUCGACGAUUCAUUCAUGUACGAAGAUUUACCUCUGUUCAUUAAGUAAACGGCGAGGAAAGUAAUUGUGAGUAAAUUCAAAUUUUUUAUUUUGAAGUUGUGAGAGUUUGCUCGUUUGUUUGCUGCAAUGGCGUGUGUAAAUCUGGUCUUUCCUCCACAAAAACUAAAUUCGAAUGGCACACUCCAAUGAGACACAAGGGGAUUUAAUGCGGCCUUUUCUCAAUAAAUUCCUUCAGUUUCUGUAGUACAAUCUACGGUACAAAUGUCUAAAUUGAACGGACUCGGAAAGACUCACCGAGAGCGUAUAUUUGUUGUAAAACUAAAUUUAAAACUUUGCUGGCUCUUUCACUACGAACAAAUUGUUUGAGAAAAUUCAGAUAUUAAAUGAAUGAAGUUCCUUCGUUCAGUUUAACUGUAACCAAAUACCUCACGUUUUAACUUUCUAGGUACCUUUUGUGAACGAUUAAAAUUAAUUGAAGAAGGUUUUGAGGCCGCUAGUCAACCAACGUAAUGACACUAUUGCAUAAACAAAUUCUUUCUGAGAUCAAUAUUUUUCUGUCAACCACAGUGAUUUGAGAGAGAGAAAAGAGAGGAUUCACAAGUUAUUUAUCGGCUUGAGGUAGUGACCGACGUGUUUGCUUAAAAAUACUGCUUAGCCGGAAAAAACGAGAUAUAUUUAUGAAAAAUGGCAACAAAAUUUGGGAUGUACUCGGCGACUCACGAAAGCGUUACCGUGGCCCGUGGGCAGAGAUAGGAAAAUACUGACCGAGUUGAGAACCAAUCAGAUUGCAGGAUUCAUUACCGUGCCCUCGGAAAAAACAUAUAUAAUCUUGUUACUUCAUGUGUUUUUUUUUUCUUCAUUUUCUUUUCGUAAAUAAGCAGGAAAUAAUUACACUCUGCUGACUUAAAUUAUUGAACAGUCAGUCGAUUCCAACAUCGUUUCCAAGUAUUGUGUAAGGGGACAGAGAGCCCACAAAUCGUCUCACUUCGUCUCGUUUAAUGCGCUUCAAUUCAUGGAACUAGACCGUACACGAGUGAUGACGUUGGCUGUGUCAUAUAAUACUUAUACUCCGUAGUUUCCAUCUAAGAUACCUGUGCUCUUCCGUUUCAGGCGUUAUAUGGGAAACAUGUUACAAUCUUGAACAGCGAUGUCCGAUCAAGGUACAGUUAUUCCCAAUUUGUAUGAAGUUCAUGUAGGGGAACUCUGUAUCAUGAUAUUAUUAGUAAUGGUAAUAGGAAUGAGUGAGUCUAAUCCAGUCUGUAAUCAUAAGAGUGAAGUACUUAUAAAAAAGCGGGUUCUGGUUCAUUUCGUGUCCUCAUGAAUCUUAGCGUGAAAUCAAGGCAAUCCGUGAAUUUUACCAAUGUUCAAGGUCUAUUUUUCCCGUAAACGACGUUGUUCUCAUAAACAGACCUAAUGGUUUUCAGGUUUUUGUAAAAAAUUGUUUUGAUUUACAAUUCUUAAGUCAAGGAAAUUCUUCGAACAGCCGAUAAAAUUUUAACAAAAAAUUAGCAUGAGUCCGCGACAUGUCGAUGCAUUGCGUAAAAUCAACUUGUACGCCUCUGGUGUAUUUAUUUCUUUCCGUCAAAACUGCCAAUAUUUCUCCUCGAAGGGCUGAAUAAUAUAAAAUGUCUCUGGGUGCAUUGCCAAUGGCUUUUGAGAGUAUAUAGACAGAAUUGAUGCUGUCUUCUGGUAUAUCUUGUUUUAUGUCAGCAUCUACAUGAUCAUAAUCGGACGACAAAAUAUCCAAUAACAAUUUGGCAAGUGAAUUGGUGGAAAAAAAGAGUUUUUCAAACCAAUCACAGUCAAGGAAAUUGUAAUUUUUAUGAUUGUAGAAGAAAGGUCAUUGCAGCGGUAAAAAAAUUGCACAUACAAGGAAUGCUGAAUUGUUUCGUGAACUUUUCAGAUAGUGCUUGCUACAGAACCAACGCCGUCUACUGGUCUUUUUAAUAAUUAUCAGAGCUUAAUCAGUUUUCGGUAGUUUUUUUUUUCGUGGAAAAAAAUUUACCAAAUUCCUGUAAAUUCGUCAUUCAGGAUCAAAACGAUAGAGCAUUGUCAGGCUGUAUUUAUCGUGAAAUGGGUAUUAUUGGCAUAAAAAGACGUUACAAAUAUUUACUUCAAACUUGAGAGAGGAUUCAUUACGAACUUGCUUAUGAUAGGUUAAUGGGGUGACCAAAUGGUAACAUAUUUAGUUGCAGGUGAAGUCUUUCGCGAUGAUACUCUCCCGUUCUUGGUAAAUUUCUCACUUAACGAAGAUUCAGCGUGCCUCUUCGAGCAAGGUGACCAUGACAGGGUUUACUAUUGGCAAGCUCCAUUUGGAAUGACUGAAUCUUAUUUUCUUGACUUCUUAAUCGAAGUCGUAAAUGAAAUCGUCUUGACUGAAGUCUCCAAUCAGGAAACGGGCCGAUUACUCGAGCUCCUCCUUCCUACUUCAGAAUUACUUCCAACGUUACAAAAACUGAAUCAGAAACGUAUAAAAUUUUUGAAAAGAAAUGACGAGGACGCCACAUCCAUAUUACGCGAAAACCUCGCUGGCUUUGAACAAAUAAUUGUACUUUACCCCUCCUUGGGAAACAUAUCAAGCGUACAUCUUCGAAUAGACGACGUAACAGAUCCUUCCGGGGAGAUAAGAAAAACAAUCGACCAAAUUCGUCUGAAUGAAGCAACCUUUUAUGCUGAAAGCGAUGCAGAGGAUGAGAAGGAGGAAAGCCAAGAUAUUUAUUCUGAAGAAAUUUACUCGUCAGAUGAAGAUGAAGAAGUUGAGCGGCAAGUCCAAGCAAGCCCGGACAAGCCUUGCUAUUAUCCUUCCCAAAUAGAAAUGGCAACGAUUUUAAGGAAACGAAUUGAAGCCAUUAUGUCCCAUUACCAUAACAUUUCAAGACUCAAGGAGGUCUUCAACGAUAUUGAAUUCGUAGUGUACACAGCCCGGUACAGAAUGCUAAGCAAUCAGACGGAGAAGAGGAUUCGCCAUCCUGACGCAGGUGUACUUUCAAAGGAAGAACUCGAGUCGUGCAAUUGUGAACGUGAUGGAAAGAAACGGAUGUUCAUGUACGUUCGUAGCGCAGAGACGGAUACGCAUUUUGAAAAACUUAAAGAAGAUGUUCAGGAAAAACCCCAGACACUCUUUGUCAUUGUAGCAGACGAAUGCCACUGGGGAAUAACCAAAGACAAAGCGAGCAAACCCUCUGCCCAUAAUCUUUUCAUCAAUGAAUGGUCCAAAGGCAACCCCCCCAAAAAUGUUAUUGUUCUACAAAUCUCAGCGACACCGUUUAACCUCCUGACGCAGAACUCUCGUCUUCCUCUGGUUCCUUGCGUUAUUCUCAAGGAAAACGUCUCUCCAACCAACCAAGCAGGCGAUCUCGUGGUCCUUAAGCAAGAACCUGACUUGGAGCGAGUAGGGGAAACCUCAAAGAAACUUGAACUUCACGUUGUCCACUGGUCAGAAGUUGAACUUAAAAACUUUGAGAGAGGAAUGCGAAUGAAACUCAAGUCAACUCUAAACAUUGACGAUUCUCUAUACAAGUACCUUCAACUCUCUACCAAGGGAAACCUAGGUGUCACAUCUGUACCAGAAGAGGCAACGGAAUUCCUUAUCCAAGGUAGCCACGGCAUAGUGACUUUCAAAGCAGAAGAAAAAGGAGGACGCUUGUUGACGGUCACCACGGAUACCCAUGGAAACUUAGAAGCCAAAAGUGAUCCUCCAGUACCAACAGAAUUUGAGGUUAAGAUGGAUUUUGGAGUUGGAGUUGUCGCUUUUCGAUCUUGCGACGAACGAGAUCGCUACAUUUCUGUUGACGAGAAUCACUGCGUCAGUUUGGAAACCGCCAAAAUUGAGCGAAAAUGUGGUGUUUCUAUUAUGAAACCAAAACAUGACCUGCGUGAAGUUUCUUUCCAAUUCUACACUGAUCAGUCGGCACCGAUGCAGGUGAACACGGUUGGGAAGCAGUAUAUGAGUUUGAACUACUAUCUCAGCACCCUGAACAGUCCCAUCAAGAAAGACCAGAAAAUUCGGGAAGAUGAGACCUUUCAAAAAUUGUGGACAAGGCCAAGAGAGGAUGGAAAAAUUCACAGUCAGGCUCGACUUCUUUUCCAAUUGAUGCCUUGCUUUGUGCUGAUUACUGCUACCACAUUAUACUUUCGAGCGUUUUCAACAGAGGUGACGAGAUAUGUAAAGCACUGA
Pocillopora meandrina is the source of this 21468-nucleotide messenger RNA. The record is from the annotation of a GenBank genome assembly. NCBI's taxonomy places the organism in Eukaryota, Metazoa, Cnidaria, Anthozoa, Scleractinia, Pocilloporidae.